Parnassius apollo (apollo) is the source of this 798-nucleotide messenger RNA. The record is from the annotation of a GenBank genome assembly. NCBI's taxonomy places the organism in Eukaryota, Metazoa, Arthropoda, Insecta, Lepidoptera, Papilionidae.
AUGCAUACUCCAGAAUCUUCACCGGGAAUUAUGACUCCACGUUCACGUACUCCAACUCCGCUGGGUACAAACCAAGUUUUGCCACGAGUUCUAUCGUCGAAUCACCAUUUAUCAACCCCUCAACUAUUGAAUCCCCAUGAAAGUAGCCCUGGUUCAACGACAUCUCUAGCAAAACGGGGCCGGAAACAAGUAAAAAGAAACAGAACAAAAUUGUUUAGAGAAAAUCAAAGAUUAAAAGAAAAAAUUGAAGAAAUAAAUAAAAAAUAUGAAAAAUACAAGAAUAGAUAUAAUAGAGGAAAACAAAAAGGGUCAAAAAAUAAAAACGAUGAUUGUAAAAGUCAAGAUAAGUAUAACAUAUUGGUGAAAGCUAUUAAAAAACUUAAAAGUCGGAAAGAAAAGAUAGCUAUACAAAAAAUAUUUGAGAAGGAAGUUAAAUGUUCUAGAAAGAAAAUGCAAAUAAUAAAAGAGUGCUUGAAUGUGGAUCAAGGUUACAUAAGAAAGAAACAACCAAAGCUGAGGAAAAAAAGUUGGCGUGGCAAGGGUGCAGCAGACGGAGUUGGUGGCUUUUUGAAGCGCACUGCUGAUCAACUUGUCGCACGUGGACAGGAUAUUGCUGAGGCCUCAAUAUUCUAUUCUGCUUUAAAGGAUAUUAGUAAAAUAAUAAUGCAUUUUAUUACUGAUGAAGACAUUAAUAUACGGUCCAUGGAGAUUCCUGAUAAUGUUUUACUAUUACCUGGCACCAUGAAAGUCCACCAGGUGUCACUGAAGAGAAAGGAUUUCUCAAAUAUAGAGACUUGA